Messenger RNA from Chrysoperla carnea, 5086 nucleotides. RefSeq lists its product as uncharacterized. Gene Ontology annotation, molecular function: peptidase inhibitor activity. The transcript is spliced from 17 exons. The annotation marks the transcript as partial. NCBI's taxonomy places the organism in Eukaryota, Metazoa, Arthropoda, Insecta, Neuroptera, Chrysopidae. The record is from RefSeq and is a predicted model, not a curated record. Gene Ontology annotation, cellular component: extracellular region.
UUGUUAUUAAUAUUUCUGCAUAAAGUUUUACCUGAUAACGUGACAACGUUAAAAACGAUUACAUCAAAUAAUAACAAAUAUGUAGCGGUCACACCUGAUCCAGAUGACGAAGAUGAGGAUGAUCUCGAUGAAGAUGAUGAAGAUUCAUCUGAGAUCGAUGACGAUGGCCGAGUGUAUCGAUUUAAAAAUCCACGAAAUUCACCGUCACCGUUAUGUCCACGUAAUGAAGAACAAGCAAGUCUGUUUGGGCAAAAAUGUUUGAGAAAAUGUUCGGCAGACGAUGACUGUAAAAGUAAGAAAAAGAAAUGUUUGUGUGAUGGUGCUUGCGGUAUGUCAUGUAUAAAACCAGAUCGUGAGUGUCCAGAUUUACCAGAGAUUGAAUUGGGAACAGUUUCUGUAACAGGUCGCUUGUUUGGCGACAAGGCUUCUUAUUCAUGUCAACAUGGAUAUCACGUUGUUGGUUUGUCCUCACGCACAUGUCAAGCGGAUGGACAAUGGGCUGGAAAUGCUCCUGCUUGCAAGCAAAAUAUUUAUUGCUUAUCUCCUCCGACAAUAACAAAUGCACGUCAUAAUGCUUUACCUGAACAAACAACGUUUGAUUUGGACUCGACCAUCCAAUAUUAUUGCAACACGGGCUAUGAAACAAAUGGAUUUCCACGAGCAAAAUGUUUAUCUAUGGACGGGCAAGCAUCUUGGUACGGUCCUGAUAUCAAUUGUGAACCGAAAUCUUGUGGAUCUCCGAAUGAUAUAUCACAUGGAUGGCAUGCUGGCGAUUGUUACACGUACGGUUGCCGUGUUCAAUAUCAGUGUGCGGAUGGUUUUGAGUUGGUUGGAAAAAAAGAACGUUUUUGUGAGGCGGAUGGCAAUUGGAGUCCCAAAGAAUUACCCACUUGCGUGUUGGUGACCGCUGUACAAUGUUCACCACCAGCAAAUCCUCCAAAUGGUAAGGCCAUCUAUACGUCGUGCUCGUACAACAGUGUCGUCAGUUACGAAUGUAAAUACGGCUAUGUAUUAGUUGGUGAAGCAACCAGAAGAUGUGGUGCUGAUAAGAAAUGGACUGGAAAAAUGCCUGUAUGCAAAGAAAUAAAUUGUGGUCAUCCGGGUCGCUUAUGGAAUGGAUGGCUAGAAAAUAUUGAAGGAGGCACUGGUCUCGGUGCUUCAAUCAUAUUUCGAUGCCACGAAGGUAUGAAAUUGGAAGGUCAUAGUUCAACGGUGUGCCAAAUUGAUGGUAAAUGGAGAUAUCCGUUACCAAAUUGUUCCGCGCCAUGUGUGGUUCCUCACGUGCAACAAGGACGAGUAUACUUAAUUACACAUGAAAAUGGUACUGAAUUACAAAGUGCAAUAGUUCAUCAAACUUUAGUGCAACAUGGUGAAGAACUUGGUGUUGAAUGUCAACCACAGUAUGAAUUUUUGUCAAAUCAAACACCGGUUACAUGCAAUAAUGGAACAUGGACUCAUAUACCGCGAUGUGAACCAGCACGUUGUAAACAUAUGCCUCGGAGUCCUCGUAACGGCAUGGUGAUAGCACCGAAAACCGAUCAUGGAAUGAAAGCUAUAUUCAAAUGCAAAGAUGGUUUUACAUUAAAAGGCAAUUAUUAUGUGGAAUGCUCGUAUGGUAAUUGGACCGGUGAAAUACCAUAUUGUCAGGAAGUAUAUUGUCCAUUCCCUGGAUACAUUGAUAAUGGAAAAGUAUUAUUAGUCGGUAAUAUGGGAUUGUAUGAUUAUCGACCGUAUGUACGAAAAGUUACCAACAAUAAACAAAUUAUGUACGAUUGUGAUAAAGGAUAUGUGUUAGGGGAAGGACCACCGGGGGCUACAUGUGUUGGGGGACGUUGGAGUCCGAAGCAAUUACCACGAUGCUUACCUGGUCAACAUCCUCGAUUGCGCUGGAGUAGACGGCGACGAUCCACAGAUAAAUAUCGAGAAAAAUUAAAUCGAUCGUUAUUUGCACGUCAAUUUUUGAAGAAUUUUUUAAAUUAUCAUAAUAUUCCGUUAACAUAUCUGCAAAAACCAAUUAAUUACGAACAUGUUUUUAAAGAUUUACAAAAUAGUCGUUUUAAACGGCAAACAACAAGUUAUAACAAACACAGAAUGCAUACAUAUCCAGCCAAACCAAUAUGCCGUGGCUAUUCAUUUUGCAAGCCCGGAUAUCUGGCACAAUAUCGACCGGGUGUUGCUCGUCAAGAUAGUACUCGAUUUAGUGCACAAUUCGGACAUUUAAAUCGAACAAAUUAUACGUCACAUAUUGAACAUAUGUCACAUGGAGAAGAUGUCAAUAAUCCAAAUGAAGAACCGCCAAAAAACGUGAAUCAGGAUCAAUUGUUGCUUGAAGAAUCUAAUCAACAAUUGAUCCGAAAAAAUUCAGAUGAUGAAGUGGAAACAUUUAUGAAACGCAGUUUGUUAUCAAUUGCUGAAGAAGAAGACGAAGAAAAUAUCGAAAAAACUCCUGAAAAAUUCAAAAGGUCAUUACUAUCCAGAAAUAAUCAACAUACGAAUCAUAUAUUGAAUCGUAACCAACAUGGUGGGACACAGUCAGUACGUCGAGGGGAUCGUAAUCGGGCCCCGCCUAAUAAACAAAAUGCUCCAAACGGAAAUAUAAGUCAAAAUAAAUUAAAAAAACAUCGUGCUAAAGGACCAUGUGAGAUAUUAUCGAGUGAGCCGUAUGUAACAAUUGAGGUGCUUAAAUAUGGACGUGAUCCUAAUAUAACUUAUAGCUCUGGCACUAUAAUUAAAAUGACAUGUGGUAUUGGCUAUGGUCUAAAUUUACCCAUUAAUUCCACGGUAAAAUGUGUACGGGGAUUAUGGAAACCUACUAAACCAGAAUGUGAAAUUUUGCCAUGUAACGUUCCAUCAAUUGAAAAUGGAUACUAUCGUUACGUUACUGAAUCAAUUCCCAGUGUUGUGCAACAAGCAAGCAUACUUUUGGAUAAUUCACUGGAUGCUAUCAAUGAAACAGUGGACAUAGAACAUGGUAAAGUGGUAAAAUUUGCAUGUUAUCCUGGUUACAAUAUUAAGGGACCAGCAAAUUUAAAAUGUUGGCAUGGUGAUUGGACUGCUACAACAUUUCCUGAGUGUAUACCAGCCCCUUGUGAACUUCCUUCAAUCCACAAUGGCCAAUAUUUGAAUGGAUAUCGAGCAGGCCUUACUAUUGGAAACGGAUCGUUUGUCAAUUAUCAAUGUGAUACAUUCUAUAGAAAAACAAACGCACAACCAAUUCAAUGUAUUUUAGGAGAAUUAUCGCCUAAAAAUCCUGGCUGUCGUUUAGCUCGUCCAAGUUUAGGUGGUUCGGGUAUAUUAGCGGGUGUAAAUUUGAAAAACUUAACAGACGAUUAUCGGGCUGGAUCAGAUAUAAGUCAAAACGGUGGACUCGAUUUGGUUGAGAAAGUGAAUUCGAGAUCAUGCGGUCGACCUGCUCGUGUCCAAGGUGCAAACUUAUUUAAAGAUGGUGAACCAAUGUUGGAGGAGAACGAUGAGGAUACAUAUCCUGAGGGUACCGAGGUUACUUUCGAUUGUGUUAGUAAUGCGUUAGGUGAAAAAACGACUUGGCGUAUUAUUUGUGAAGAUGGCAGUUGGAUUGGACGAAGUUUAAAUUGUGAGAAUGAAGAUCCACCAGUGAUUAGUGCCCCGCAAUAUGCGGAGAAUAAAUCCUGUAUAUUCAGAAAUAACGAACCAAAUGUUGUAUCAUUUUACAAUGAUCAGGAAAUUCGUGAAGAUGUCGUUGAAUUUCCUCCAGGUGUUUUAUUAGUUAGCCGUUGUGCGGAUAUUGGCAAAUAUGCCAUGGUAGGUACGAAUAGUCGACGAUGUAUAGGUCCGGACUGGGAUGGUCAAAAACCUGUUUGUUUCGGAUUAAAUCAAGAAAAUGACUACGCAAUGGAUAAACCACCAACAGUAUUAUUUAGACAUCAGCUAGGACCAAUUGCUCAGAGUAAUGAUGGAAAAUUAAUUGUUUAUCCAGGCACCAUCCUCCAUAUGGAGUGUUUGUGGAUACGUCGGUUUGGCAAUCCUAAGUGGAAUGUUAGCCACAGCUACCGGAUAUACCCGGAAGGGUGGAGUACAGAUCCAGGUCGUGAUUCUGGCUUAGAAUAUCGAUUAUCAAUUAUUCAUGCUAGUAAAGACGAUUCUGGUACUUUUACAUGCAUGACACCGGCCAGACAAUCACAUUCUGUGGAAGUUGUAGUAAAGCCUGUACAUUGCCCUCAACCGCCAUUAAGGAAAGGUGUUAUUAUCAACAAUAAAAAUACUAAAAUGAACACAAAAUUACAACUAAGUUGUCAUAAUAGCAAUGCUUUAAUAGGUGCAUCAGAAAUAACAUGCUUACCAUCAGGAAACUGGAGUCAUCCAUUUCCGGUUUGUGAAAAUGUAGAAUGUGGGGACGUUUUUGCUCCAUCAUAUUUCAACAGCACCUACGGUGAUGAGUUAAGUAUUGCGAAUUUAAGAGUAGUGAUUGUGUCACGUGAAGUUGGUGGUCGUGCAGUGUUUUCAUGUACUCCAGGAUUUGGACUCCGUGGUCCGGGUGAAACUGUGUGUCUAUCUAGUGGUGAAUGGGCUCUACCUUUUCCAACAUGUAUUGAGGUCCAUUGUGAUCCACCAGGUGUACCAGAAAAUGGUUACAUUCAAGGAUCAGCUCCAUAUAAAGCUGGUGAUAUUGUUCAAUUUAAUUGUAAUCCUGAUUUUAUGAUGGAAGGUCAACCGAUAAUUGCAUGUCAAGAUAAUGCUAGAUGGUCGGGAACUAUUCCAAAAUGUGUACAAGCGUGCUCGUAUCCAGGAACAACAAUCAGUGGGCGUAUGUCUGCAGUGAAAUUUUAUUACAAAAUUGGUGAAACAAUUACAUUCUCAUGCGAUGAAGGGCUUAUAUUACGUGGCGCACCAAUGUUACGAUGCUUAAAAAAUGGUAAAUGGUCGAAUGCCAUACCAACGUGUGUUAAUUCAACGGCAAGUUUAACACAAAUUCUACCAACAACUACGAAACGUACCCUAACAAAAACUGAACAAAAUAUACUAUUCAACUACUAAAUUGGAGAAACUUCGAAUACUGUUAUGAAAUUUUCCAUAUCAAAAACAAAACAAAAAAAAAACGUAUCAAAAA